This is a messenger RNA of Rhinocladiella mackenziei CBS 650.93, 225 nucleotides long. RefSeq lists its product as uncharacterized. NCBI's taxonomy places the organism in Eukaryota, Fungi, Ascomycota, Eurotiomycetes, Chaetothyriales, Herpotrichiellaceae. The transcript is spliced from 2 exons. The coding region runs from base 1 to 225 and encodes 74 amino acids. The record is from RefSeq and is a predicted model, not a curated record.
AUGUUCUCCAUCGUCAAUCGAGCAUCUUUCACGGAUUUGGGCAACAAGGCAUCGAAACGAGAAGAUCCUAAGACCCUCGAGAAGCUACGAAGCCAUGGCAUGACGGCUGAGCGGUGGGAGGAGAGGCUUCAGAUGGCUAAAGACAUUGAAGAAACCAUCAUGUAUCUCAAGCGCGAUCAUAAUACCGUGUGGAGCAUGACGAAGGUAUUCGACGAGGUAAGAUGA